AUUUCCUCUUUUGUCACACGGUGUGCUUCUUGGCAGCAACAUCUCCGGUCUAUAUCCAGCACGGUGUGUGUGUCUGAGUGUGUGUGUCUGAGUGUGUGUGAUGGUGUGUGUUUGGUAGUGAUAUUGUCGCCGUGGAGAUGUCGGGGGACACCGCCACCCUGUCCUGGAGGAAUGUUGAGCCAACCAGCCAAUCACAGCUGUUAGACCCCACAAAGACGGUUGCCGGUAACAACACUCCAGCGAAGAUCAUCAAAGUGUGUUUCACCAGCAACGGCUCCAUCCUGGGGAAAAACUUUAAACUGGUCCGGUGUGAGGAUGGAUGGACCAUCAGGGCUGUGGUGGGUGCGGUGUUGUCCAGCGGGUGUAUCGGAGCGGGGAUUCGCCACGCACACUGCUACGGCCUCCUGCUCAAACACCUCAAGUCCAGCGAGGAGCACUGGCUGCACCCUGACCUCACCGUGUCAGAGCUCGCCCUGCGCUACCAGCAGCAGCACCUGGAGGCCGAGUGGAGAUAUGAUCUGAGGAUAAGGUACAUCCCAGCUGAAUUUAUGGCGAAGUUUAAAGAGGAUAAAACCACCAUGACGUUCUUCUACCAACAGGUGCGUAGUGACUACAUGCAGCACCAUGCCAGUAAAGUGAGUGAUGGCAUGGCCUUGCAGUUAGGCUGUCUGGAGAUUAGGAGAUUCUAUAAGGAUAUGAACCCCAACGGACUGGAAAAGAAGUCAAAUUUCGAACUACUGGAAAAAGAUGUGGGUCUUGAUCAAUUUUUUCCCAGGGAGUUAAUAGACAGCAUGAAGCCUAAGCACCUCCGUAAGCUGGUGCAGCAGACGUUCCAGGGCUACUCCAGCCUGCAGGAGGACCAGUGCAUGGAUCGCUUCUUCUCCACGCUGGCCACCUGCCACGACUACACACAUGAGAGCUUCGCCUGCGAGCUGGUGCAAGAUUGGAAACUGGCGGUAGACCUGGUCAUCGGUUCUGCAGGGGUCUGCCAUCGUGCUGACAAAAGCUCUGUGCCUGUUUGCUUGGCCAGUUUCUCUCAGAUACAAAGUAUUAAAUGUUCCCAGCAAGAAGACAACAGAGGACUGCUCACAGUCGGUAUCAAGGAAUCCAAACAGCCUCUGCUGGUGAACACGCCCUCUUUGGCCACAACUGAGAACAUGGCUGACCUCAUAGAUGGUUACUGUCGCCUGGUGAACUCCACGGAGGCCUCUGUCAUAGUCAGGACGUGCAAGAGGAGAGUGUCCAAUAUCGCUCUACCUGCCAUCCCCACAUGCAGGAGCAAGGAGGACUCUAGUGUAAGUGUUCACGGACGCCGUGUGGGUUCUGAGAUCUACGCUGAGAUCCCAGAAGGUAAAGAAGACCGUGAGAGUAGGUUCCGCCUGUCUAGAGAUGACAUCAUUGUGGGACGCAUCCUGGGGGAGGGCUUCUUUGGAGAGGUGCAUGAUGGGAUGUAUAAAAGCCCAACAGGGGAGAGAGUUCGAGUAGCAGUGAAGACGUGUAAGGACUGUAGUGACGAGGUGAAGGAGAAGUUUCUGAGUGAGGCUGUGUUGAUGAAGAGUCUGGACCACCCCCACAUCGUGCGCCUGAUUGGGGCGAUCGAAGAGGACCCUGUGUGGAUCGUCAUGGAGCUCUAUGAACGUGGGGAGUUGGGGAACUACUUGGUUGAGAAGCAGCACAGUCUGAGCAGGGUGACUCUGGUCCUCUACAGUUUGCAGAUCUGCAAAGCACUGGCCUACCUGGAGGGCCUUAACAUGGUGCACAGAGACAUAGCGGUGCGGAACGUACUAGUGGCAUCUUCUGACUGUGUGAAGUUGGGAGACUUCGGCCUGUCUCGCUACAUUGAGGAGCAGGAGGAGUACUAUAAAGCGUCUGUGAGCCGAUUGCCUAUCAAGUGGAUGGCCCCAGAGUCCAUCAACUUCAGACGGUUCACCUCUGCUAGUGAUGUCUGGAUGUUUGGCGUGUGUGUGUGGGAGGUGCUGUCUGUGGGGCAGCAGCCGUUCUUCUGGCUACAGAACGGGGAGGUGAUCAACCAGCUGGAGGUAGGGGUGCGUCUGCCCCAGCCCCCCCUCUGCCCCGGGGAGCUCUACUCCCUGCUGACGCAGUGCUGGAGCUAUGACCCCCACACACGGCCCCGCUUCACAAAGGUGGUCUGUGAGCUCAGUGAUAUAUACAGGAGGAUGGAGAAGCAACAGGACGGUGACAGGAUGACAGAGGCCCCCCCUAAGCCAUCAAGGCCAUCAAAGCCACCUGGUUUCCACGGGAACACUCUCCCUCCGGGCAUGCGGAUGGAGAGACUAGGGUCUCUGCGUGGAAGCUCCGCUGCGCUCAAUAGCUCCUCAUGCGGUUGGAACACUGGUGGCUCCCUCCCACGGUCACUGCAGCGACAGAUGAGCUUUGGGGGAGAGGCAGAUGAGAGGCAGGCGUGGGAGAGAGAGAGGGUGGAGGACACACUGCGAAGACAGAAGCAGGAAAUGCAAUCUGACAAGCAGUGGCUGGAGCAGGAGGAGAGGCUGCUAGAUCCAUCUGUUAAACCAGAUUUGGAGGUUCCUAUGCUGCCAGAGAGGGAGACAGGAGGAGCAGGUGAGUGUCUGAAGCCUCCUAAGCCAGCAAGCCAACAGCAGAUGCCCACUGCUGAGCUGGACCGAUCAGGUGACCAGGUGUACCUUGGUGUCAUGGCGAUGGUGAAGGACGUGGUUGAGCUGAAGAACAAAGUCAACACACUGCCGGCCUCAGAGUAUCCCAACGCUGUGAAGGCGGUGGCUUUAACUCUUCGUAGUUUGAUUUGUAGUGUUGAUGAGAUCCUGCCAUCCCUGCACAGCUCUGUAAGGACAGAGAUUGAGGGCACUGAGAGACUGCUGAAUAAAGACCUGGGGGAGCUGAUCAGUAAGAUGCGAUUGGCCCAGCAGAACUCUGUGACAUCACUGAAGGAGGAGUGCUGCAAGCAGAUGCUUUCCGCCGCUCACACGCUGGCACUGGACUCUAAGAACCUGCUGGACGCCGUGGACCAGGCCCGGGUCAGAGCCAACCUGGCCAGACCAACGCCAGACCCACCGGGGCCAGACUCACCGAGGCCAGACUCACCAGGGCCAGACUCACCGAGGCCAGACUCACCGAGGCCAGACGAACCGGGGAUAGACUCACCGGGGCCAGACCCACCAGGGCCAGACUCGCCAGGGCCAGACCCGCCAGGGCCAGACCCGCCAGACUCAGCCCAACCAAGUGCCACGGUUCUAUGAAUUAGAAUCUCACCGCAGGAUCACUGAAAAUCAUAAACACUGUAGCACAGUCCACAGACAAAGCACGGUACCAUCACACCUUCUCCUACCCCCGACAAGGAAAGGGUCUUCCCCCUUUGUCCUUCUCCCAGAGGAGAAGCUUCAAAGCUUCUGACCCAGCAUGGGGUCAGAUACAGAGGCCACACGGCCCACAGUAUCAGAACAAAGGAUUUACAAGGAAUAACUUUCUUAAAGGAUUUACAAACAUAUUCUCAAGGACUACAUGGCUCAUGGACACUAUUUCAAUGACAGUAGUUGAUGUGUUAUAAUGUGUGUUUUUCCCAUUUACUUAGAACGUUGUUUAAUUGAGGUUUGAUUAUAACUUCCCUUCAAGUAUAGUUAAGUCAGCCAAUCUGGAUAUCAAAAUGAUUGUACCAUACUAACAAAACCAUUUACGAAUGUUGUAUUGUUAUAUUCUGAAGUAUAAGCAAUACAUGGACAUUUGAAAUAGCUGAACUCUGAAAAGUUAUCAGCCACUUCACACCUAGGCAGAUCUCAGGACGACGCCCAGGUGGGGGAAAACUGACCAAUGAAAGAGGUCACCUUCACGGGGACCCCCCCUUUUCCUUUGGAGUAUAAAACCCCCAAACGUACAAUCACCCCCGCUUGUUCGUAGGAUUAAACUGAAGUGCUAGCUACAUUUCUAAACUAUUCCUCUCAACCUGCAAAUUCACUGAGCGCCCGGAACUUUGGCCAAAGAUUCCGUUGUUCUAUUUUCGUUGGACGAUAACGAAACCAUUGACUCUACCUUUCUUCAAACCGACAAAAGUAACUACGAUUUGCAAUAUUUCUUACCUGUGACAUAUUGGCAUGUUGUGAUUAAAUUGUUGAUGUUUGAUUGUAUUUUACAAAUGAGUUAGCUUAACCCUUGCUAAGUUUGUUGCCCUUGCUCGUCCAUUGUUCCCAAAGGCCUACCCCUCUCUCUCUCUCUCCCUCCCCCCUUUACACGCGCUCUACACAGCCAUUGUGUUGCUCGCCCUCAUUUGCAUCCAGCCACUGUACUACUCUGACUAACCCAUAACUUAUCUGGUAUUUGUUCAUUAUAAUUACAUUCUCCUAAAUAAAUCAUUGUGUAUAAUAUUCGCGUA
Messenger RNA from Osmerus eperlanus (European smelt), 4363 nucleotides. It is a transcript of the gene ptk2ba, whose product is annotated as protein tyrosine kinase 2 beta, a. The transcript is spliced from 30 exons. Gene Ontology annotation, cellular component: focal adhesion; cytoskeleton. Lineage: Eukaryota; Metazoa; Chordata; Actinopteri; Osmeriformes; Osmeridae. The coding region runs from base 138 to 3236 and encodes 1032 amino acids. Gene Ontology annotation, biological process: signal complex assembly; protein phosphorylation. Gene Ontology annotation, molecular function: ATP binding; protein tyrosine kinase activity. The record is from RefSeq and is a predicted model, not a curated record.